This is a messenger RNA of Fimicolochytrium jonesii, 1662 nucleotides long. RefSeq lists its product as uncharacterized. Gene Ontology annotation, cellular component: cytoplasm. The coding region runs from base 1 to 1662 and encodes 553 amino acids. NCBI's taxonomy places the organism in Eukaryota, Fungi, Chytridiomycota, Chytridiomycetes, Spizellomycetales, Powellomycetaceae. The transcript is spliced from 4 exons. The record is from RefSeq and is a predicted model, not a curated record. Gene Ontology annotation, molecular function: oxidoreductase activity, acting on NAD(P)H; flavin adenine dinucleotide binding; 2 iron, 2 sulfur cluster binding.
AUGCCCGCCCCCAUCAUCACCGCCAACGACCUCGAGAAUGGCCAAAUGAAGUCAGUCGACGUUGGUGGCGACCAGAAAGUGCUGAUCGCUAAAGUGCAGGGCAAAGUGUAUGCCACGACGAACAAGUGUACGCACUUUGGCGCGCCGUUGGAGAAGGGCGUGCUUACAGCCGAUGGGCGCUUGACUUGUCCAUGGCACGGCGCCUGCUUCAAUGUGAAAACCGGCGACAUCGAAGACGCCCCAGGCAUGGCCUGCCUCAAAACCUUCCCGGUGGCCAUCUCCGGCGACAAGAUCCACAUCGAAGUCACCCCCGAAGCCGCCAAGCAAACCGUGCCUAUCCCCAACCGGCCGUCCCCAAAAAAGGACGACACGGUCGUGAUCAUCGGCAACGGGUCCGGCGGUCAGUCCGCCGCUGAGGCGUUGCGGGAGCACGGGUUUGGUGGGAAGAUCGUCGUUUUCGGGAAAGAACCGUACCUCCCCAUCGACCGCACCAAGCUCAGCAAAGGCCUGGACGUGUCCGCGGAGAAGAUCGCGUUGCGGCCUGAGGAGUUCUACCGCGAGCGUGAGAUCGCGCUGCACGCCGAGAAGGAGGUCAAGGAGGUUGAUCUUGCUAAAAGGCAGGUCACGCUGACCGAUGGGACGACGCAGGGGUACUCGCAUCUUGUUCUGUCGCCGGGCUCGUAUCCCCGGCCAUUGGACGUGCCUGGGAAGGAGCUGAAGAAUGUUCAUUUGCUGCGGUCGUUGGUGGAUGCCAAUGCCUUGCAUAAGGCGAUCAAGUCGAAGGAGAAGCCGAAGGUUAUUAUUGUUGGGACUGGGUUUAUUGGACUGGAGUUGGCGUCUGUGCUUGCGAAGGACGGGACUGCUUGUGUGACCGUCUUGGCAAGGAAUGAGACACCACUGAAGCCCGUUCUGGGUGAAGAGAUUGGAAAGUUCAUCAAACGAUGGCACGAAGAAAAGGGAGUGACCUUCAAGGUCGCGCAACCCAAAUCGUUCGAGCCUUCAGUGGUAAACCCGUCAGAAGUCGGCACAGUAAAACUCACCACCGGCGAAGAACUCGCCGCCGACGUCGUCCUAGUCGCCAUCGGCGCCCAGCCUGCCACCACCUUCCUCAAACCCACCGGCCUCCUCAACGACGACGGCUCCAUCGAAGUCGACAACUUCCUCCGCGUGCACUCCCACCCGGAGGUCUAUGUCGCCGGCGACGUCGCGCGGAUUCCCUUGGGGGGGACCGACCAGAAAGUCCGCGUGGAACAUUGGAACGUCGCCCGCAACACGGGGCGCUCCAUCGCGCGGAACAUCGCCAUUGCCUCCGGGUCCCAACCCCCUGCGUCCGCAGAUUCCGAACUGGAACCCUUCACGAAAGUGCCGUACUUCUGGACAGUCCAAUACGGCAAUUCCGUACGAUACGCCGGCGGCGGCCCCUUUGACGAAGUGUAUGUGGACGGCGACUUGACCAGCAAAAAAGGUGAUGAGACCAGCUUUGUGGCGUAUUAUGCAAACAAGGGCGCCGUUGUUGCCGUGGCGAGCCUGAAUAAGGAUCCGGUUGUGAGUCAGUUUUCGGAGCUGUUGAGGUUGAAGAGGGUGCCGACUUUGGCGGAGAUUAAGGGCGGCAAGAGUAUUUUGAGCGUGCCAUUGGGCCCUGCCAACGCUGCGAAUUUGUAG